GAGCGGUGGUGGAAGUUACGCGUCGGGUCUGUGCUGGCCUGAGGCACCGCCAGCGGCCGCGCGGGAGGAUGCGGCGGGAUUUACUUGGAGUAAAAGAUCACUGACUUCUACAAUGGAAAAGUCAUGGAUGCUUUGGACCUUUGUAAAAAGAUGGCUACUAGCUUUGGCUUCCUGGUCUUGGAGUCUCUGCCGUAUUUGUCUCUUACCCUUGAUAGUAACUUUUCAUUUGUACGGAGGCAUUAUAUUACUUAUAUUAAUAUUUGUAUCAAUAGCGGGUAUAUUAUAUAAAUUCCAGGAUGUGCUGCUUUACUUUCCUGAACAGCCCUCUUCAUCACGCCUUUAUGUUCCUAUGCCUACUGGUAUACCACAUGAAAAUAUCUUCAUCAAAACCAAAGAUGGAGUUCUUCUCAAUCUUAUUCUAUUGAGAUACACAGGGGACAAUGCAGCUUAUUCUCCAACCAUCAUUUACUUCCAUGGGAAUGCAGGCAACAUUGGCCACAGGUUGCCCAAUGCUUUGUUAAUGCUGGUAAACCUGAAAGUAAACUUAAUUCUCGUUGAUUAUAGAGGGUAUGGAAAAAGUGAAGGAGAAGCAAGUGAAGAAGGUUUGUACUUAGAUUCUGAGGCUGUGUUAGACUAUGUGAUGACUCGGUCUGAUCUUGACAAAACAAAAAUUUUUCUUUUUGGCCGUUCCUUGGGGGGAGCAGUAGCUAUUCACUUAGCUUCUGAAAAUUCCCAUAGGAUUUCUGCUAUUGUGGUGGAGAACACCUUUCUUAGCAUCCCAUACAUGGCCAGCACUUUGUUUUCUUUCUUUCCAAUGAGGUAUCUUCCUUUAUGGUGCUACAAAAAUAAAUUUCUGUCCUACAGAAAAAUCUCUCAAUGCAGAAUGCCUUCUCUCUUCAUCUCUGGGUUGUCUGAUCAGUUAAUUCCACCAGUUAUGAUGAAGCAACUUUAUGAAUUAUCCCCAGCUCGGACUAAGAGAUUGGCAAUAUUUCCUGACGGAACUCAUAAUGACACUUGGCAGUGCCAGGGUUAUUUCACUGCACUUGAACAGUUCAUCAAAGAGGUAAUAAAGAGUCACUCCCCUGAAGAAAUGGCGAAAACAUCAUCUAACGUAACAAUAAUAUAACUGAUAUUCUUCAGUGGGGUUGAGGAGGGGAGUAACUGCACUGUACCUUGAUUUGUGAAAAGUGGUAAAAGAAUGUCCAUUUUUAAAUGUACGUCAUGUCUAUACUUGCCUACAGAGUGAAAUUAAACUUGGAAAGAUCUGAUGCUUUAUUAAGAUGUUCCAGAUAACUUUUACACUUACAGCAUUGUAAAUGAACCAUUUUAUGUCUUUCUCAUACUUUUUUGGUAUCUCUGUCCAUAUAUUCCAUUUGUUUGAUAUGUACAACAGAUGCUAUUAAAGGAACUUGCUACAAAAGUAGUACAGAAUGUAUUAGUUUAGAACAACGGGAGGUUCUUCAGUAUUCACUGCUGUAUGUGUGAGCUUUUUGGACAGUCAUGGUUAGCACAAUGAUGCUUCUCUUAGAGUUGAUUUAAAGUGUGUCAUGCAUGAGAUUAGUGUUUUAUUCCUUGAAAUUUUCUAUUAUGCAAGGUGGGAAGUCUUUAAUGUGCUAAAUAAUAUAAAAUAACAUUAAUGGUAUACUUGCAGGUAUACUAUCCUGGGUUAUUACUGUUUUUCAUGGUUAUGCAUACAUAUAUAUUUCAAACUGCAGAUGAAAAGACAACUUCUCCUUGUUUUCAUUUUACUAUUUGUAUUAUAAUAGUGCCUGGAAAGUUGUAGUUGCCUAAACAUCAUGGCUUCAGGAUUUUGCCCAGGCAACUUCUUCAUAGAAAACAGAAGUAACCUUCAAAAAGAGAGCAGUGCAAUCUAAGCUUCUUUCCAACCCAGGCUCUCCUCACUAGCAUACAGGCAAACUACUUAUUGGUGUUAGUCUGGUGUACAUCUGAGGUGGGAUUUCCCAAGGCAGAGUGUGUGGUGUGAUAGGAGUGUUGUACAAGGUAGAAGUAUGUAUUUGUGUUUGGGUUUUCAUUAGUGGAUUUUGUGUUUUAGGGUUUUCUUUUUUGUUUGGUUUCUCGUGGUUUUUUUUUGUUUUUUUCUUUUGGUUGGUGUAGUCACAUGUCUGUGUCCUUUAUUUAUACCUCCAAAAGAUACAAAUCCAAAUAAUUACCAGUGAGCACGUGAGUAGAGAUUAAUGUAUACCAGUUGUUACAGUAAAGAUAAUAAAAAUGAGCUGUGCAUUAAAUUUAGUAGACCUAAGCUUAGUUAGUCUGAAAGAGAUGACUUUUAUUUUGACACUUGCACCCAUUUGCUUGCAAAAAGUUUCUUGCAGUUCUGUGGUACCAUGUGGAAGUAUCCUGAGCAUCACCAGAAGUGAGUUUUCUUUAGCUCUGCUGGGAUUUUUGAAGCUAGUACCACCAUUUCAGAGCCAAUAUUACUUAAUUUGAGAGAGCUUGAUUCUGACAAUGUUAGGAGUUUUGUUUGGUUGGUUUUUAGGAGUCUUCCUCCUAGGUAGUCAUAAAAAAGUUGUAUUCUGUUAGCUUAGUCUAUAUGGGAGUGGGGCUGUUCAAACAUCUUCUGUAAGUUUAAUUUGUUAUUUGCUGCAGCUGAUAGUUUGCCUCUUGAAAAAAAUUUUUUAUGGGAAGAACGAACUGUGGAGAAUCUGCCACGCAAUCUGUACAAUUGCCCUUCUGAUUGAAAAUGUAAAGAAACUUUUCAGCCAGGUUGUCCUGAUUCAGAAAAGCAUCUCAGCACACACUUAAAAUAUGUUUCCUGAUGGUAUUUUAAGCUUGUGCUUAAGUUUUCGGCUUGACUAAAACUGCUUUCCCGAACUGGUGCCUUAAUGGUUAUGCCUCCUAAAAUUUAUUACAUGGAAUUACAAGUCUUAUGUACAUGUGAGUAAGAGUUGUCGGCAAUUUAUAGAUAGGGUGAUGCAUCUUUAAGUAACUGUGAUUUAUUUAUUUUUUUAAAAUAAACUUACACAUACCAGAAGUUGCUGCUUUCUCUAGUAAGUAUAUUUUGUCAUACUAUUAAGGUUUUCUUAGAGUCAACUUGAAAAAGCUAUAGACCUUUUUGGAUCUAUAGACCUACAAUCAUUAUAGACCGAGCAUAGUUUUAAAUCUGAGUGAAACCAAAACUAUCUCCUCAGCCUUCCAGUGGUGGUAUUUUUUUUUUUUUUUUUUAUUUUCUUUGAGGGGGUGAGGAGGGUGGGAAAGAUUAUUGGUGAAGUUUGGCUGGGGUUGUGUGUGUGUGUUUAUAUAGCAGAAGGGAGGUAAUGGACAUAGCAGUCCCUUUCCCUGAUGUGUUCUAAAAUGACAAUGUGAGCUGCUUGCAUAGGUUGUUUCAGCUACUCUACUUUGCUUUAGAAUUAUGGUGGAGGGAGAAAAGGAAAAUAAGUGGGCAAAUACUGCUUUUCUAAAAAUAAGUUGAUAAAGCCAAAAUAAUUAGAUUACUUGUUGGAGAUAGAAUGAAAAGAAAGUAAGUAAUUUUCAGAAGUUGCCAUAAUUUGACAUUGAAUACCUUGUUUUGUUUUCAUUAAGUGUAGAUUUCUAAAGUAGCAUGAAUUUUUACACUACUUCCUACCAAUCAAACAAAAACAUCAACCCAAAACACCCCCAAUAUUAUGUGGCACUUAGAUACAAAGGAAGUAUUGUCACUUGGGCACACAGUUGGCUGAGUCAAAGUCAAGUAUGUGGCAUUAUGUUAUGGCAGUCUGGAGCUGUUCAAAGUGGAGUGUUUCUAAAUGUUACUUUUGAUUAUCAAGCCAUAUCUUUCACUCUGUUGUCUGCAGAACGUAAAGAUGAACCUUUUUUGGAUUUUGCAGGUGUUUGGUAUGCGAAGACACAAUUGUCAUAUAUGCAUCCUUUAUACUUAAUCUGCUUUUUUUCCAUCUUCCACAUGCGCAUUUUUACUUCUCCCUUAACCUGUUGGCUGCAUACGCUUACGAAUGAAUGUCUGUUAUCAUGCUGUUUUUCACUGCAUUGGCUAUGAAAUCCACUGAAAGAAAAUAGGAAGGAAAUGACUUCUUAAUGCAAAUAUUCUACUGCUCUAUGUAUGCUCUUUUAAGGGAGAGAGAAGGAGGAUGAAACUUGUUCUGGCAGGUCAAGACUUGUUUUUAUUUUGUAGUCUGUGUGAUGGAAACCCACAGUUACCUGCUGCUAAAAAGUGAACUGCAAACAACAUAUUACUAUUAACUUUAAAAUUGCCAAAAGGUGUAUUGUGAUACUGUUGCAUUUAUUCCACUUAAUACUGUUUUCCUUUAACAGUUCUCUAUUUGUGUAAAGAUGUUUCCCAAGUAUUUGUCA
Messenger RNA from Strigops habroptila (Kakapo), 4305 nucleotides. It is a transcript of the gene ABHD13, whose product is annotated as abhydrolase domain containing 13. The record is from RefSeq and is a predicted model, not a curated record. NCBI's taxonomy places the organism in Eukaryota, Metazoa, Chordata, Aves, Psittaciformes, Psittacidae. Gene Ontology annotation, cellular component: membrane. The transcript has 2 exons. The coding region runs from base 113 to 1126 and encodes 337 amino acids. Gene Ontology annotation, biological process: immune response. Gene Ontology annotation, molecular function: tumor necrosis factor receptor binding; palmitoyl-(protein) hydrolase activity; receptor ligand activity.